CUGAGCUUCUUUUCUCUUUUAUUAGAGUAUUUUUCUUUCUUGAGUUCACUCACCAUACUUCCUUCUUUUCCUCUAGUGUAUCAGUAUAGAUGUAAACGAUUCAGUCUCACUUCAUAUUUUAUACUCGUAUUUAGUUUUAGCUUAGUAUGUUCCGGUCAGGAGUACGUCUUCGAUCACAAAGAUUUAAACUUUGAGUCGAUAAACAUAUUAUACAAAUUUAUCUACAGAAUUUGGUUAUUAAACUCCUUUCCUCACUUUAAGCAUGUACGACGUAUAGUUGAAGACCUACGGCCAGAGUGUUAUUCAAGAUAAGCCGAUCUCAUAUUAGUGAAUUGAUAAAUUCCAGAAAGUAUAUACCUGCUAGGAAGAUAGUGAUUUCAGGGAUUUGGAGCAAAUUCGUGCUGAUAACGUGUUAUAAAAUGGAAGGAAAUAAGCAGAAGAUCAGGGAGAGAAAGUAUAGUCUGAAUACUUAGUGAGAAAGAUAUUAUUAGAAGUGUGAUAAUAGUGUUGUAAUGGUGUGUUAAUUACAAUGGAGAAGCCUCCUAUUUAUAGGAGAAAAACUAAGCUUCAUAGGAUUAGAGGAUAAUUGUGAACCACACAAUUAUCAUCUAGAAUCAUAAUUAUGAUUUCCUGAUUAUUUAUAUAAUGGUGAUAAUAAUUCCUAAUCAGGAAUAGUUGGAAGAUGACUAAUUCAAUAAUAUUUCAACACUGUUGUCAUUUAAAUUAUACAGAGUAAUGGAGAGGAGUCCAAAUUGAUUCUGAAACUCUCACUUUAUCCUACUCUGCCAAAAUUACCAAAGGCCGUAAGAAUAACCUGCGAAAUUCUUUCCAGGUAUGUUUCCAAACACGAAUCAAAUACUAAGUCGAUUAACUCAAAAAGAAUUUAGUAUUGGACUUCAAUUCUAUCGCACUAAUUGGAUCCCAAAUCUUCGGCUUACCAUCUAUAAAUAUCAGUCGAUAUUUCUUUCUCCGCAUAUGCGAAACAGUGAUUGCACGGAGACUUUCUCCUUCCCCGUCUAAGAGCUUGGCUACAAUUCAACAGGUAUAAUCUUUUUUUUUUUUUUUAAACUAUCUUUUCUUUAAUCGUAUGGCAGGAUUUCCAUACAUGAACGAGAUAAAUGUCUGCUAAACAACAAUUGAGGUUGGGGCCACCUGGAGAACGAUUGAGGUCCUUUGCCGGUUGGUGUCAGUAGUUGAUGAUCGGAGCUAAUUUAUUGCCGCUUGAGAUGAUGCUGGUUCGCAAAUUAAGCUUCAAACGAUGAGCAGAAUAGAAUCUUUCCAGAAUUGUUGCAGUUGGUCCUGCCAGUUCGUCCGGAGGUUUGUCAACCGGAAUUUUGUUGAUGCAGCUGUUCAGAGCCGGACCAAGAAGGUUAAAGCAGAGCGUGAUUUGUCAUUGUCCAGAAGCAGGUGCUUGGAUUUCAUUGCCAGUUGAUACUAUCAAAACUUGAAGAAGCCAUUGUCCUGUUUGUUCAAACUUGCCGUCACUACUCGUUAGCCAAAAAGGUGUCAAUUCGUUUAAAGAAGAAGGCAAUGAAGGAACCCAUUCCAUAGCAGGCUUCCCAAAGAAGAAAAUAAUGAAGGAUUCCAUCCAUAGCAGGCUUCCCAAAGAAGAAAACAAUGAAGGAUUCCAUCCAUAGCAGGCUGCCCAAAGAUGAAAAUAAUGAAGGAUUCCAUCCAUAGCAGGCUGCCUGAAGAAGAAAACAAUGAAGGAUUCCAUCCAUAGCAGGCUGCCCAAAGAAGAAAACAAUGAAGGGUUCCAUCCAUAGCAGGCUGCCCAAAGAAGAAAACAAUGAAGGAUUUAAUCCAUAGCAGGCUGCCCAAAGAAGAAAACAAUGAAGGAUUCCAUCCAUAGCAAGCUGUUCAAAGACGAAAACAAUGAAGGAUUCCACCUAUAGCAAGCUGCCCAAAGAAGAAAACACUGAAGGUGACGGUCCCUAAGCAGGUUGCCAUGUUGUAGCCGGAGAAGAUAAUGAGGCCAUUGCUGGUGAUUGGAGACUGAUUCAAUACCGCUGCUGCAGACUUGUGGAAGAAAUAAUGUGGAGGACUUGAUGUAUGAAGGUUUAGCUACCUUUACUGCCAUUAACUGAGCCCCUGAUGUCAUUGUUGCUAUCUGAGACUAAUUCCACCAGGCUGAGUUGCUGCCGUCCAGAGUUAUUGAGCAGCAAUAUAAUUUGAGGUCGAGUCAAGGAGGGGUCUAUGGUGACAAUCCGUUAGGAAUUCGUCACUCCGCUGGGCGUUGCGCCUUAGAAGAAAAGGUUUGGUUGAUUGUUGAUGUCAUCACGUGGCUGCAAUGCUCUUGAGUCUUGACGUAACAAGAUGAUGAGGAAAAAAAAGUGUGGCCAUACUGGAUUCUUCUAUAUUUUCUCCCUGAAGCCAAUUGACUGAGUCUGAGAUUAAUUGCCACCACCGAGUUGCCUCUUUUUUUUUUUUUUUAAUAUUAUUAUUAUUAUUAUUUUAUUGUAUUAUUAUUUUUCAAUAACAAUAAUAAUAAUAUUAUUAAUGACUUUCCCCCCCUUUUUUUUGCAGUACAAGAUGAUACAGUUUAGAGAUAUAAAGCGUGGAAACAAAAAGUAUCUCUCUGUAUCGACGGGCAAGAAGAGUGACGAUGAGAUUCUCUUAGAGGUGUAUAAGCCAUUUGCUCGUGAAUUUUGGGGCGCAACUGUUGUUUCCUACCGGAUCACAGAUUGGACUCCUGAGUGCGAGUAUCAAGCUCAAACAAUGCGGACUUUAGUAUCUGGCUUUCCUCACAAGCCAUCUUCUGCGAUUCUUCCUUCUUUGGGUAGGCGUAUUAUUGAUGAAAACCUCCCUUUGACAAAGUCCUUAUCAUUUGGUGGCGAGUUUAGAUUCGUCACAGGUUAUUGGGACUGGGCCGAAGACGUUUUGAGUCUGAGUAAAAACGUUCUGGAGGAGGGACUUAUUUAUGAUGCCAUUUAUGCCUCUUUGUUCACGUAUGAUCGGUGUACGAAUGCCAUGCAAGCAUUCUGCGAGGCGUGGUGUCCGACAACGAAUACUUUGCUUACGCCAAUUGGCGAAUUGACGAUCACGCUUUGGGACUUGCACGUUAUUGGAGGAUUGCCUAUCAUAGGAGAUGUAUAUGAUGAAUCUAUUCCCGGUGCCUCCGAUUUGUUAAAUAAGAGCAAUGACCGUUCACUUCAGCUCUGCAAAUACUUGGUUCACGCAUAUCACCUUCUUCUUCCGAAAACCGAAGAUAAAUGUGUUUUGCGUGUCCAUUCGUGGGUCAAAUUCUGGUUCAAAAAGGCCCCCAAAUAUACCAUGCCUCCAUUGAGAACCGAAAAGAAACGAACAUCUCGUGCUAAGGCGACCCAUAAUCCGAGCGGAGCUAUUCCAAAAUUUGGAGGGUGGUCGACUUCUACGAGGGUACCUUUUGAUGUUUUGAAGAUUCCUGCUGAGUAUAAGGAAGAAAUCUAUUUGGCGUCAUUUUUAUCAUGUUGGCUUUGUGUAUUUGUCUUGCCGCAUGAAGGUCCUAGAGCUAUUCGCCCAGAAACUUUUAAAGUUGCUUGCAUGAUGGCUCAAGGGAAGCGGAUAUGUCUUGCAGUCCCAGUUCUUGCUAGUAUUUAUCAUGGGCUCAAUCAGAUCUCGAAUGCUCCAACUCCUUAUCAAGUUAGAACGUGUUUUCCUGCUCACUAUGUUUAUGGGUGGUUGGCAUCAUACUUUGAUACACAUUUUAAGAAUGAGAUUCAGUCUACGACGCCAUCGAUGAUUUCUUAUUCGGGAGAAGGUGGAGCGAGAUCCCUUGAAAAGAGAGCUGCACGCAAGAGAAUUUUCCAAGGAGAUGUAUCAGCAUGGGUGUGUUCUACGCAUCGGAGAAUGAAAGAGUAUACAUUCUUUGAUGGAGAUAAUCCCCCGGAGGUUGAGUUGGCACUUUUUAGGAGUCUUCGGUCUAAUCACCUCAUAUUACGCCAUCAAAAUCAUUGUAUUACCGAGCCUUACACUCCUCAUCGCUUUAAUCGCCAGUUCGGGUACUUUCAAGCUUAUGCGCCUGGUCUUCUUGAGAGGCAUAACCGACGUGUUACACUUUCCGAUGGAUCUCGGUUUUGGCUGCAGUUUGAGCAUGGCAUGUCUGGGGCGAAAGCAAUGUUUCCGACUCCUCCGACUAUUCCAGCAAAGUAUUAUUCCUUGGAAUAUAAAAAAUGGUGGAGCCAAGUUCAUGGUAGCUAUCUCGAGAAUCAUGUGAAUGACUUAAUUAGGAUUUGUGAUCUUGUCGUUGGCGAUGUGAUUGCCCCUUCGGAUCCCGUGACUCCACUCUCCAAGAAGAAUAAGAAGGUACCUGAUAUUGAAGCUAAGUCUUUGCCCCAGAAAAAGGCUAAGCUUGCAGCACCUAGGGCUGAAGUUUUGAUCAAGGAUGCUGAGAAAGAAACACUUCCUGCCAAGGCGAAUGAGAAUCAAGUUCUUGAGAAGCAGAGUAAUGAUGAUAGGAAUUGGAAGCAUCUUCAGAGAAAACCUCAUCCUGGGCCACUGAGGAUUCAUCCAAUCCUUGAUGAUGCUAGUUCUUCAAAUCAUGUUUCUUCAUCUAGCUCAAGUGAAGGAGAAACUGAUGAUCAUGACACCAUUGCGGGGUUGAUGGCAAAAGGUGCCCCAAGUAAUUGCAAAGAAGUUCCAACCAACGAGAUACCGAAAUCCCCUCAUGUGAAACCGGCUGUAUCCGUUUUCAAGGAGAGAACUACUUCUUUACUUUGUAUAAGCGGUUCCUCAUUGAAACUUGGGGCGGUAUUCAAAAGAAGUUAGAAAAGGCUACAGCAGAGAACGUCUCUUCUCUUCGAGAGGAUGUUCAGAGUUGUGUUAUCCUGAUGGAGAAGGACGGUAUUGACCUUUCCGUGUUGAAGACAAGAGUGGAAAUUUUUUUUGAAAGAGCACAAGCAUUUGAUCAAAAGUGCUCGACUAUUGCUGACAGGGUCCCUACGGAGAAGCAGUCUCGGGAAUUGGCUAUGUCACAAGCUUUUUGUGCAGAUAUUGAAGCUAAGAGAUCUCAAAAUCAAGUCGCAUUACUUGAUGAUGAGAAAUCUCUUAAUGAAAUCAAGAAGAAGAUAGCCUUAUUGGAAGCUGAAGCUAAGGAAGUAGAAGUUUUGAUUUCCCAGCGUCAUGCAGAGGCUAAUGACUUGGAUGCAGCUCUUACGAAGGCCAAGGAGGAAUCUUCACGGAUUUUGAAGACUAUCAAAGCAUCAGACGAAGAUCAACUUGCUUUAAGUACCCAGAAGAAGGAGCUAGAGGCUUUGAAGGAUAACUUAGUCAGCUUUAAAUUGUUUUUAGGCUGAGUUUGUUUUUACUUGUUUAUAGAUUAGCUUUUAGUCAGCUAACACUUUCCUUCUUUUCUUUCCAUCAAACUAUAUAUGUAUAUAUAUUUGAUUG
Messenger RNA from Cuscuta epithymum, 5367 nucleotides. The record is from the annotation of a GenBank genome assembly. Lineage: Eukaryota; Viridiplantae; Streptophyta; Magnoliopsida; Solanales; Convolvulaceae.